AUGGAUCGGCCCGGCUUCAUCGAAACACCUGGCCGUCGUGUCACCCGCAACAGCUCCGUGUUCGAUGGCAGCGAGAACGAGGUGGUCGAUUCCCCCUCCAAUGAGCGCUCGAAGUCAGCCACCCGUCGUCGCACCUCGGCCAAGGCCAAGAUCGAAGACAAUGAUACUCCGGUGAAGUCCGCGACCAAUGGCAAGGCCGUCGCGUCCAAAUCGAAGUCCAAGUCGCAGGAGUCGCAAUCCAAGUCACGCCUCGUCGACGGCUGGGAGGAAGGCCUCGACCCCAAGAUUGACUACAGCGGUCACUUUGAGUUCGGCGGCUCGCUGGGGGUUCUGUCUAUGAUGAUUGGUUUCCCAAUGCUCAUGUACUACAUGUGGAUCGGUGCUACCUAUUACGAUGGCAAAUUCCCUCGCCCCGCGGAGGGUCAGAGCUACGGCGAGUUCUUCGCGCACUUGGUCGAUCUGGUCUACACCGGUGCUUUCCCCUCAGUCAAGGCCUGGACAAUCUACUGGGUGUUCUUCAUCUUCGAGGGUGCUUGUUAUUUGCUUCUCCCCGGUGUCAGCGUGAGUGGGCGCCCAUUGCCACACAUGGGUGGCAAGCAGCUGCCCUACUACUGCUCCGCUGUGUGGUCGUUCUACACUAGCAUUGGACUUGCUCUUAUCCUGCACGUCACCGGUCUCUUCAAGUUGUACACCAUCAUUGAUGAGUUUGGACCUUUGCUCAGUGUGGCCAUCCUGUCAGGAUACAUUGUUUCUUUCAUUGCCUACUUCUCGGCUUUGGCUCGUGGUGCCGAGCACCGUAUGACCGGCUACCCAAUCUACGACUUCUUCAUGGGUGCUGAGCUCAACCCACGCAUGUUCAAGCUCCUCGAUUUCAAGAUGUUCUUUGAGGUUCGACUUCCCUGGUAUAUUCUGCUGGGUCUGUCUAUGGGCGCCGCUGCUCGCCAGUGGGAGAACUAUGGCUACGUGUCUGGUGAGGUUAUGUUCCUUGUCAUGGCUCACUUCCUUUAUGCCAACGCAUGUUCCAAGGGCGAGGAGUGCAUUGUUUCUACCUGGGACAUGUACUACGAGAAGUGGGGCUUCAUGCUUAUUUUCUGGAACUUGGCUGGUGUCCCUUUGAGUUACUGCCACUGCACUAUCUACCUGGCUAACCACGACCCCUCCGAAUACCACUGGAACCGGUACUUCCUUGCCUUCCUCUUCAUCGCUUAUCUGUUUGUCUACUGGGUCUGGGACACCACCAACAGCCAGAAGAACCGUUUCCGUCAACAGGAGCGUGGCACUAUGGUGGCCCGUAACACUUUCCCCCAGCUCCCGUGGCAGACCGUUGAGAACCCCAAGACUCUCACUGCCGAGGACGGCUCCAAGAUUCUCGUGGACGGAUGGUAUGGCAAAGCCCGCAAGAUUCACUACACGUGCGAUCUCUACUUCGCCCUGAACUGGGGCCUGAUCACUGGGUUUUCAAGCCCCUUCCCCUGGUUCUACCCAGUCUUCUUCGCCUGCAUGAUCAGCCACCGCGCUCUGCGUGACAUCCAGCGGUGUCGCACCAAGUACGGUGAGACUUGGCUCGAAUAUGAGAGACAGGUGCCUUACCUGUUCAUUCCUUACGUCUUCUAA
Molecule: messenger RNA, 1614 nt
Organism: Penicillium nucicola
Lineage: Eukaryota; Fungi; Ascomycota; Eurotiomycetes; Eurotiales; Aspergillaceae
Gene: erg4
Product: c-24(28) sterol reductase
Exons: 4
Coding region: 1-1614 (537 amino acids)
Biological process (GO): ergosterol biosynthetic process
Cellular component (GO): endoplasmic reticulum membrane
Molecular function (GO): Delta24(24-1) sterol reductase activity
Source: RefSeq, a predicted model, not a curated record